This is a messenger RNA of Lycium barbarum (goji berry), 4443 nucleotides long. RefSeq lists its product as uncharacterized. The record is from RefSeq and is a predicted model, not a curated record. Gene Ontology annotation, molecular function: RNA-DNA hybrid ribonuclease activity; nucleic acid binding. The transcript has 3 exons. NCBI's taxonomy places the organism in Eukaryota, Viridiplantae, Streptophyta, Magnoliopsida, Solanales, Solanaceae. Bases 1 to 4443 code for a protein of 1480 amino acids.
AUGAAGGAGCUUGGAAUCGCAAUGGAGGAUCUUUCCGCAAGUCGUUUGAUGAUCCAAGGAUUCAACCAAGGGGGACAAAGAGCCAUAGGAGCUGUCAAAGUAGACCUCACCAUCGGCGAGCUGCAAUCUAGCACAUGGUUGCAUGUGAUCGAUGCAAAGACUUCAUAUAACAUCUUACACGGUAGGCCUAGGGUACAUGAGAACAAGGUGAUCCCUUCUACCUACCACCAGUGUUUGAAGUAUCAUGAAGAUGGAGUUGAAAAGAAGAUUAUGGCCGAUGAUAAUCCCUUCACUGAAGCUGAAGCGCACUUCGCCGAUGCCAAGUUCUACUUAAAGAAAUGUGCUGCAAAAGUUGAUGAAGUUGCGAUAAUCGAUAAUUCUGAGUUUAUGAACAAAAAUGCAAAGGUGGUUGCUUGUAAGGAGAAGGCGGCAGUUAAGGAAGAUCAAAGGUCCUUCGAUGUCAGUAAGUUGCCCAACACAAAUGGCGUUUCUUCGAGUAAGAAAGUGACUUCUAUUCUUCGUUAUGUUCCAAAGGCCAAAAGGGACGAGGGAAACAUGUUGGGAGGUCUAACCCUUCCUAUCAAGCAGAUUGACACAAUAAUGUCAUCCACAAAAUUACUUGGAAGAUUUGUGGCUAGCAGCUCGCCACAAAAUGAAGAACUCCCUACGAAGCGUACAGGUGAAGGUUUCGAUCCAAAUGCUUACAAACUACUCGCAAAGGCUGGAUACAAUCCUAGCGAACCAUCAAAAUUGGGGAACCUUCCGAUGGAACUUGCGGCGAGGCAAAAACAUGAAGGUUUGGGGUAUAAACAACCCUCACCAAUUCGCAUCUCCAUAAGAAGGGCAAGUAACAACUACAACACUGCAGAAGAGAAACCUCUUGCUUCUAACAAAAAGCCGUCUAUCUUUGACCGACUGGGAAAGUCGACCGCGAGAGUUUCUGUAUUUGAGAGGUUAGGACCAAUGAAGAAUGGAAUCAAGAUUCGGAGAAACCACAAGCGUAUGAAAUCAUCAGUUUUUCCCAAAUCUCAAAACAUCUCCAAAGACUUCCGAAGUCUGAUCCCUUCUAGGAUGAGGCGGCAAACGGAUCUUGUGGUCUCAUGUGGAGAAGUGCUAAAAGCAAAGUCGCAUGUUGUGGUCUACACCAAGGAGCGGGAUGAAGAUGAAGAAAGUGUUGUCUCUUCAUAUCACGUUACUGUACAAGAUGAAAGGGAUACUUUAUAUCCAAUAAGGGUUGAUGAAGAAUUGGAGGAUUUUUCUUGGUGUUAUCAUAUAUCUGUCGAUGGUGGCGAACCUCAAAAAGAUGAAGACGCUAAGGAUGCUCCGCUCGAAUUUGAAGAAGGGGUAAAAACGACAGUCGAUGCAUUGAAAGAAGUCAACCUUGGCACUGAUGAAGAUCCAAGACCCACUUAUGUAAAUUCUUUACUUGCAGUCGAUGAAGAGAGUGCUUAUGUUGAAUUACUUAAAGAGUAUAAGGAUGUAUUUGCCUGGAGUUACAAAGAUAUGCCUGGCUUAGACCCUAAAGUUGCGGUCCAUCAUCUCGCUGUCAAGAAUGGCACACGUCCUAUCAAACAAGCACAGCGACGUUUCAGGCCCGAAUUGGUUCCCUUGAUCGAAAAUGAAGUUAACAAGCUUAUUGAGGCUGGUUUCAUUCGCGAAGUUAAGUUCCCCACAUGGAUUUCGAGCAUUGUCCCUGUGAGAAAGAAGAAUGGACAAAUUCGGGUAUGUGUUGACUUUAGGGAUCUAAACAAUGCAUGCCCUAAGGAUGAAUUUCCACUUCCCAUUGCUGAGCUUAUGAUUGAUGCCACUACUGGAUACGAGGCGAUGUCCGUCAUGGACGGCUCAUCUGGUUAUAACCAGAUCCGUAUGUCACCUAAGGAUAAAGAGCUUACCGCAUUCCGCACUCCUAAAGGUAUUUAUUGCUACAAAGUAAUGUCUUUUGGAUUGAAGAAUGCUGGAGCAACAUACCAAAGAGCUAUGCAAAAUAUCUUCGACAACAUGCUUCACAAAAACGUCGAAUGUUAUGUUGACGAUCUGGUGUGUGCAUUUGGGGUUACCUCCGGAAAAUUCCUUGGCUUUGUCGUUCGACAUCGGGGGAUAGAAAUUGAUCAAGCCAAAGUAGAUUUAAUCGUGAAGAUGGCCGAGCCAAGAAACAUCCAUGAGUUGAAAAGUGUGCAAGGGAAGUUGGCGUAUCUUAGGAGAUUCAUCUCAAAUCUAGCAGGGAAGUGUCAACCGUUCAGUCGUCUCAUGAAGAAAGGUGUUCCUUUCGAAUGGGACCAAGCUUGUGCCAACGCCUUUGAGAGCAUCAAAACUUAUUUGACCAAACCUCCAGUUCUAGCGGCUCCUGUGCCUGGAAAGCCAUUGAUACUAUACAUAUCGGCACAAGAAAGUUCAGUUGGAGCACUCUUAGCCCAAGAGAAUAGCGAAGGGAAAGAAAAUGCCCUUUACUACUUGAGUAGGAUGAUGACGCCAAAUGAGUUGAAGUAUUCGCCGAUUGAAAAGUUGUGUCUGGCCUUAGUCUUCUCGAUUCAGAAGAUGAAACACUACUUUCAAGCCCAUGCAGUUCGUCUUAUUUCCAAAGCAAACCCCAUCAAAUUUGUGAUGUCGAAACCUGUCCUUAGCGACCGACUAGCAAGGUGGUAUCUCCAAUUUCAACAAUUUGAGAUUGUGUACGUUCCUCAAAAAGCUGUGAAAGGGCAAGCAUUGGCAGAUUUUCUAGCAGACCAUCCGAUACCCGAUGACUGGGAAUUAACUGAUGAACUACCCGAUGAGGAUGCAAUGGUCAUUGAGAUUCAACGACCUUGGAAGAUGUAUUUUGAUGGUGCUGCACAUCGCGAAGGAGCUGGCGCUGGUGUGAUAUUUGUCACUUCUCAAGGGGAGGUCUUACCGUAUUCCUUCACUUUAACACAAUGUUGCUCUAACAAUGUUGCAGAAUAUCAGGCACUCAUACUUGGGCUUGAAAUGGCUGUUGAUAUGAAGCAGUUACAAUUACAAGUCUUUGGAGAUUCUGAAUUGGUAAUCAAUCAAUUGUUGGGUACCUACGAGGUCAAAAAGCCAGAAUUGCGUCCCUAUCAUCACUAUGCACAAAAAUUAAUUGGGUGGCUCGGCAACGUAACUCUCCAACACGUGCCAAGAAAGGAAAAUAAGAAAGUUGAUGCUUUGGCUACUUUGGCUUCAACAUUGACUUUGCCUGACCAAGCGCAAAUCACUAUCUGCCAGAAAUGGAUAGUACCGCCGGAGGACGAUGAGAAUGAAGAAAGCAAACUCGAGCUUCUUGUGGCCGUUACUAAAGCCGAGAAGGUCGAUUGGCGACAAACCAUGAUCGAUUACUUGUGUUAUAGCAUUCUUCCAGAAGAUCCAAAAAGAAAGACCGAAAUUUGUCGUCGUGCCCCUCGCUUCCUUUACUACAAAGAUACUUUGUACCGUAGAUCGUUCGAGGGAGUUCUCUUGCGUUGUCUGGGGGAAGAAGAAGCGACUCAAGCUAUGCAAGAAGCCCACUCUGGAGUUUGUGGAUCACAUCAAUCUGGGCCAAAACUGCACUUUCAUAUAAAAAGGAUGGGGUAUUAUUGGCCAACAAUGGUGAAAGAUUGUUUGGACUAUGCGCGAAGUUGCAAAGCAUGCCAAUUUCAUGCAAAUUUUAUACACCAACCUCUUGAGGUGUUACAUCCAACUGUUUCAUCUUGGCCAUUUGACGCUUGGGGGCUAGACGUGGUUGGACCGCUACCGAAAUCUUUUGGUGGCCACUUGUACAUCUUAGCUGCAACGGAUUACUUCUCAAAAUGGGCUGAGGCUGUCGCCCUCAAAGAAGUAAAAAAGGAGAAUGUGGCAAACUUCAUUCGACAACGAAACUCGUCUAUGUAUUAUGCUGUUGCAAAUGGACUAGCUGAAGCAUUUAACAAGACCUUGUGCAACUUGUUAAAGAAGGUCGUCUCCAAGUCUAAAAGAGAUUGGCAUGAUAGAAUGAAAGAAACUCUUUGGGCAUACCGAACGACUUAUCGCACACCAACUCAAACAACUCCUUAUUCUCUUAUUUACGGAGCUGAAGCGGUCCUUCCACUUGAACGCCAAAUACCUUCAUUGCGGCUCGCUAUCCAAGAAGGGCUCACUGAAGAAGAAAAUGCUCGUCUACGCCUUGAAGAGUUAGAGGCCCUUGAUGAGAAAAGGCUGGAAGCUCAGCAAAGCCUUGAAUGUUAUCAAGCUCGUCUUUCCCGUGCUUUCAAUAAAAAGGUUCGCCUGAGGUCCUUCCAAGUUGGUGAUCAAGUCCUGGCGGUAAGAAGACCUAUUAUCAUAUCUCAUAAAUCUGGAAGCAAGUUCACUUCAAAGUGGGAUGGGCCAUAUGUUGUCCAAGAAGCCUAUACAAGUGGCGCUUACAAGCUUAUUGAUGCAGAUGGCUUGCGGAUCGGUCCCAUCAACGGGAAAUUCUUGAAGAUGUACUAUCCUUGA